This is a messenger RNA of Leptopilina boulardi, 949 nucleotides long. It is a transcript of the gene SsRbeta, whose product is annotated as translocon-associated protein subunit beta. Gene Ontology annotation, cellular component: endoplasmic reticulum; membrane. The coding region runs from base 163 to 744 and encodes 193 amino acids. Lineage: Eukaryota; Metazoa; Arthropoda; Insecta; Hymenoptera; Figitidae. The record is from RefSeq and is a predicted model, not a curated record. The transcript has 4 exons.
ACGAAGAAAUCUCCAGUACGUGGCAGAGAAAACGCAGCGCUGUUGGCAGCGAUUUGUCGAAUUUUUUUCUCAGUUCGCCACAUGUACUAAAGCGUUCUGCUGUUUCAUUUGUACCUAUUUUAGUUUUAUUAUAACAUAGAAUAUUAUUCAUAUCUUAACAGAAUGAAGUGCCACAUAUUUUUCACAGUCAUUUUGACUUUACUAGCAAGUUCAUUAUCAAAAGAUGAACCAGAACCAGAAGGUGCUAGACUGCUAAUUGCUAAGCAUAUUAAUAACAAAUACCUCGUUGAAAAUAUGGAUGUUGUUGUUAAGUACACUGUCUAUAAUGUUGGCAAUGAGGCUGCAUUGGAAGUUGCGAUAACUGACAAUACAUUCCCCGCUGAUAGUUUUGUUCACGUUAGUGGAGAAUUGAAUGCUAAAAUUGACAGGGUUCCACCUCAAUCAAAUGUGAGCCAUACUGUUAUUGUAAAACCGAAGAAAUACGGAUAUUUCAAUUUCACAUCCGCUGAAGUUGUCUAUCGUCAUCGUGAAGAUGCUCCAAAUUUACAAGUUGCAAUUAGCAGCGAACCUGGUUUAGCUUAUUUUAUCUCAUUCCGAGAAUUUGACAAAAAAUUCUCUUCCCAUGUGAUCGACUGGGCAGCUUUUGCUGUGAUGACCCUUCCAUGUUUGGCAAUACCUUUUGGACUGUGGUUCUCCAGCAAAAGAAAAUAUGAGAAAUUGUCAAAAAGCUUAAAAAAGCAUUGAACACUCAUUUUUUUUAAAUUUUAAAAAAAUUUAAAAAUCCUUCCUUGAUCUACUCAAAGAUCAUAAUAAACAAAACAAACAAAAAAAAAAUAUUUUCUAGUAUGAUUGAGCCGUGAGAUGAGUGAUUGUUUCAUUAUAAAUAUAUAUGUUGCAUUUUUUUAAUAAAAAAAAAAAAAAAAUAAACACUUAUUUAUGAAAAAAGUAA